ACCCACAUAGAACUUUACGAUGAGAGGGACAACGGAAGAAGAAGACGGAUUCACGAGUUUCUCUGAUGUUCUGAUGCUGUCUGAUGAUGUCCUUAACUCCGGAGACGUUGGAGAAGACGGCUCCGGAUUCACCGGAAACGAGACUUCUCAAGUGCUCUCUUUCGGCGGAGGAAACCAAAACGACGCCGAAUUGCUCUUCUCACAACCCUCUUUCUCUCCCGCUUCUCCUCUUUCUUCACGCACUAACGCUUUUGCGGUCGAUGAUAAAUCUUGUAUAUGCAAUAAGAAGAAAACCAGUUCGGGUGAUGAGCACGACCGGGUCUGCGAUCCAAAACCCGGUAAGAGAUGCAAGCGAGAUCAGACGAAGUCAUCGGUUGGAAAUGUUAAGGUCAAGAAAGAAAAGGUUGGUGAAAGAAUCACAGCAUUGCAGCAGUUGGUUUCGCCAUAUGGCAAGGACGACAAAGACACCGGAGGAGUAAACCCGACGAUGAAAGUGAAAGAGUUGAGAAGCAAUGGUUUAUGUCUUGUUCCACUAGCUUGGACCGUACACGUGGCGAAUACUAACGGUGCUGAUUUAUGGUCCUCUGCUAUCUUGUCACCAGUCACACCAACAGUGAACCAGUAGAGACUGUGAAGUUAAAUCUUGUAAAGAUAAGUAGAUAACCUUCAAAAGUGAAAAUCUUUCUUAAGUUUCAUUAUUAUUAGAGUAUUAUUAUAACAAAAAAUGCAUUUGAAU
Arabidopsis arenosa is the source of this 736-nucleotide messenger RNA. The record is from the annotation of a GenBank genome assembly. NCBI's taxonomy places the organism in Eukaryota, Viridiplantae, Streptophyta, Magnoliopsida, Brassicales, Brassicaceae.